AUGUCAUCUUUUGAAAGAGAGAAUUGCAAGAAACACCCAGUGUCUGACGCCCAGCCUGGAGUCCCAUCUACAUUUCCUCUUUCUUGCUUACAUGAAGCCUUUGCAUAGACAGACAUCAGUCAGGCUUGCUCGCAGAGGCAGACUGCAGACUGCAGAGUGCAGAGUGAGAGAGGCACGCUCGCACAGGUAACAGACUUCCAAAAAGGCACAAAAACAAAGCUGGACAUGGCCAGGUUGGAUGUGACAGAGAUGUUUCAUGGGAUUUCGUUUCCUGGACACCUGCAUACCCAGGACUCUUUGCAACUUGCUCUAAAAUUCCCAUUUCAGGACUCGGAUAUCCUCAUCGUCUCCUACCCAAAGUCAGGCACCACGUGGAUGCAGGAAAUUGUGAGUCUCAUAUCCAACAAAGGAGACCCGCACUUGGCUCAGAAUGUCCCAAACUGGGCUCGCUCUCCGUGGCUUGAGCAAUAUUAUUUUGCAGCAGUACUGGAGACCUCACCCAGCACACCCCGAGUCAUCACCACACACCUGCCUCAUCACCUGCUGGGCCCCGCCCUCCACGACUCCACAACCAAGGUUAUUUAUGUGAGCAGAAACCCUAAAGAUGUUAUUGUGUCUUUUUACCACUUCCACAAAAUGGCCAACUUCCUCCCCGAGGCUGACUCUUUUCCAGAGUUUUUCAAUCAGUUCCUGGAGGGAACAUUAUCCUACGGCUCCUGGUUUGACCAUGUUAAAGGCUGGACCAAUCAGACAGCUGCUUUGGACAAGCUGCUGCAUGUCACCUAUGAAGAGAUGUCGCUGGACCUACAUGGAGCCAUAAAGAAGGUGAGUUCCUUCUUAGAGUGUCCUCUGGUAGAGGACGAGGUGAACACCUGUGUGAAACACUGCAGCUUCAGCAGCAUGAAACACAACAACAUGGUCAACUACACGCUGAUCCCACAGGAGAUAAUGGACCACAGUAAGGGCUCCUUCAUGAGGAAAGGUAAGAUUGGAGAUUGGAAAAACAUGCUCACAGAGGAGCAGAAUCAAAGUUUCGACAAAGUCUACAAGUCCAAGAUGCAGGACUGCACAUUAGAGUUUGUGUGGGAGGAGCAAAAUGAAGAGGAGAGACAUGUGAGUGAACAAGCAACAAUAAAGAAAGACAGCUGAACGAAAUGAUGGUGCAUCACAAGUGGAGGAUGUUCUCUGAGCGGAAGUUAGAUUAUUUAUGUAAAUAUCAUUGAACAUGCAGUAAAUUCAGUCCUGUGGUCAAAUUGUGCUUUGAUGUAAUCCAUGUUUGAUUAAAAUAAAUGCAGUAAAAGU
This is a messenger RNA of Notolabrus celidotus (New Zealand spotty), 1302 nucleotides long. It is a transcript of the gene sult5a1, whose product is annotated as sulfotransferase family 5A, member 1. The transcript is spliced from 6 exons. Gene Ontology annotation, biological process: sulfation. Bases 226 to 1149 code for a protein of 307 amino acids. Gene Ontology annotation, cellular component: cytoplasm. NCBI's taxonomy places the organism in Eukaryota, Metazoa, Chordata, Actinopteri, Labriformes, Labridae. The record is from RefSeq and is a predicted model, not a curated record. Gene Ontology annotation, molecular function: sulfotransferase activity.